This is a messenger RNA of Sciurus carolinensis (gray squirrel), 4488 nucleotides long. It is a transcript of the gene Art1, whose product is annotated as ADP-ribosyltransferase 1. The record is from RefSeq and is a predicted model, not a curated record. Gene Ontology annotation, molecular function: NAD+ poly-ADP-ribosyltransferase activity; NAD+-protein-arginine ADP-ribosyltransferase activity. Bases 653 to 1666 code for a protein of 337 amino acids. The transcript is spliced from 7 exons. NCBI's taxonomy places the organism in Eukaryota, Metazoa, Chordata, Mammalia, Rodentia, Sciuridae.
UCUGUCCUUCCCCUCCCCUGGUGACCAUCACAGGAGACCACCAACAGCAUCCCACCCUGGAAAAGGCCUAGGUCCUGCAAACACCCUAUCACUAUCACCUCUCCCCACUGGCAGAGGUAUGUAAGAGUGGGAAGGAGUUGCGCUGAGAGAGAAAGAAGAAAGGGAACUUGGACUUUGUGAUUCAUACACUUACUUCACUGGCAGCAAGCUCAUAUUACUUUGUAAUAAAAUAACUAAAAAGAGGAAGAAGGAAGAAGGAAGAAGCAGUGCAGUAGCAGCAGCCCUGACUUAGAGACCACCUGUCUGAUCCUGACCCAAUGCUGGGACAGCCUCUUCUCAGAGCCACUUUGGGCCCUCAGUCGUGGUUCACCCGCUUCCCAGGGGAGGUGGAUGCCCUCUGUACACUUUCCUCCACCAGCACCCAGGGGUCUCUAUUAGUCCCUCACUGGAAGCAGCUGAGGUUUGGGAGAAGAGGGCUCAGUACACAAGAGAUCUGCAAAGAGAGUGAAGGACCUCUGGACCCCCAGGCCCUGCUUUGUCUGUCCUAGAGUUCUGCUUUCUACUAUGGCCUCACCUGCUGACUGCUCCUGGAACUACCUCACAUCCCAGAUGAGGAAAAAGACACAGCAACUUGCCCAGGGUCACCUCCAAUAUGCAGAUUCUUGCCGUGAUGCCUCUGCUACUUGUGUCUGUUGGCCUCAUGGACACACUUCAGGGAUCACUCUGCCCAAGGGGCAGUCGCAAUGUUGGUCUUGGGGAGCUUGCAACCCGCGGUACCCAACCCCCUUCCCUCCAGGUCCAGAGCCACCUCAUCACACGACGAGACCUCUUCUCUCAAGAAACACCUCUGGACAUGGCCCCAGCCUCCUUUGAUGACCAGUACACUGGCUGUGCAGCAGCGAUGACCGCUGCCCUCGCGGAUCUCAACCACACGGAGUUCCAGACCAAUAAGGUGUAUGCAGAUGGCUGGACGCUGGCAAGCAACCAAUGGCAGGAGCGCCGGGUCUGGGGGCCAGUGUGGGGCCUCAGCCCUACCCGCCUUCCCCCACCACCUCCUGGCUUCCGUGAUGAGCACGUGGUGGCCCUCUUGGCUUAUACAGCCAACAGCCCCCUGCACAAGGAGUUCAAUGCAGCCGUGCGCGAGGCGGGCCGCUCCCGGGCUCACUACCUCCACCACUUCUCCUUCAAGACACUCCACUUCCUGCUGACCGAGGCCCUGCAGCUGCUGGGCAGAAGCCAGCAUUCUCCCCGGUGUCACCAGGUGUACCGAGGGGUGCAUGGCCUGCGCUUCCGGCCAGCAGGGCCUGGGGCUAUGACAAGAAGUGCAAGUCUGGGUCCUGUCAUCUGGAUACCUCAGUGGCCGGUCAAAGCUCCCUUUUCACAGACUGGUCCCUGCUGCUGCUGCUCCAGUUCCUUGUGGUGGGGGCCCUUCCAGAGAGUCCAGGCUUCCUCUGAUCCAUCAGACAUUGAGCAGCCCUGCCAGACACUCUGCCGACCUGAGGAUGUUGGUCACGUGUGUGCAUUAAGGGUAGCCAAGAUCUCUGGUAAACCCAUUUGUAGGGCUCUGGGACCUUCUCUGAAAGCUGCCAGACCUCUCAGACCUGGAGACACAAUAAAGAAUCUGGGGACUGAAUCUUCCACCAGGGUGCUAGGAAUGAUACUCUGACUAGAGGCAAGAGGAUUCCAGAACAGGCAACCACUCACUUGGAGACAGAAGAGACUUCAACACUUCGGGGGCUGACUGGGUAGGAAAGCACUUGACCAUGGGACUUGCUGGUAUUACUCAAAUGCCUCACAUAUCCACCUGGAAAGUUUCAAUUCACUCCUCUAGGAAGCCUUCUCUGACCUCUGCCACCUGGCUGGGUUAUGGGCCCUGCCUCUGUGCUCCCUGAGGUCCCUGGAUGCUUCCCAUAUCAGACUGUGAGCUUUCUGAGGAUAGGGACUGAGUCUGAGGCACAGAGAUGAUGCCUGGAACUAUGUGAAAAUCAGAAAGGGACAAACUCCUGUGAAAGAUGGUCUCUGAACUGCCCCUUUGGACACUUUCAAGUUCCCCAAAUCUAAGUGUGUGGGAAUUGGGCAAACUGCAUCUAACUUGAGAGGUCAGAGCAGGGGAAAUAGAGCUUUAGGCCCUCUCUGAGAGUCCCAGUCAAAUCCCAGUCUUCUCGUCAGCAAAGAUGUUAAUUUCUGCUGUGAUUCAUAAGUCCUGAGGCUCCUGUCUCUAGAGAAAACACGGACCCCUGACUUCUGCCAUCACAGGUCCCCAGGAGAAGACAGGACAUCAAGGAGAUGCUAGGUACACACUUUAUUAUGGGUUAAGGCUUUGAGAAUGGAUGUCUGUUUGACCUCCUGCUCUGGAAAGUAGACCAUGAAUUUUCUUCCUUGAGCCCUAGGCAAGGAUAGGCAAGACCAAGUCUCCAAAGCAGCAGCUGCCUAUGAGGACAGAAAAUGCAGUCAGUGGCUCUCUUCCUUCCCUUCCCUUUUCCUUCCUUCCUGCACUGAAGAUUGAACCCAGGGGCAUUUUAACACUGAGCUACUUCCCCAGGCCUUUUUUAUUUUGGAGAAGGGGUCUCACUAAUCACUGAGGUGGGCCUCAAACUUGUGCAAUCCUUCCUCAGCCUCCUAGGCCGCUGGGAUUACCGGUGUUACUGCCAUGCCCAGUUGCUGUUAUGUAAUCACCUGCUCUCUCCCCACUAAGAGUUCUAACUCUGAGUAUGGCCAUUCAGUUCUGUCCAAAUUUGUACUUUGAUCUUGAUCCUUCCUGGAGUUCUUCUUUAGGAAUUAGGGAAGUGGCAGGCUCUGGAUCCCCCUCAGGUAAGGCAUGGACACAAGGGCUCAUUGUAGAUUGUGAAAUUAGCUGUGCUGGUUCUGACGAGAAAGUUUCCCAGGCUCUUAGCAGCAGUAAGGACAGGCUGGAUUAUCUGAGGACCAUCAACCACCUGGCUUUUGCCAUCCCAUCUUGUGGCUGCUGUGGCUAUGGAAACUUCCUGGGACCCAGUCCCAGCCCCUCAGAGGGCCUGUAUCAGCACCAGAAGACUCAUGACCAAGGCCAUGAAGAAGAAGAUGCCCAGGAAGAAGCGGUCCAUCACACGUGCCAGGCGCUUCCAGUCCUCAUGGCGGCGCUGGGCAGCCCUGUGGCUGCGAAAGGUGCUGGCAAUGGUGGCUACAUGGUGCAAUAGGGCUUCCUGUCUGCACAGACAGUGUGGCUCAUGGCAAGGUCCUGCUGGAGGGCCAGCAGGAGGCUGGGGGCUGGGGACUGGCUCCGGUGGCCUGGGCUGCCCACAGGGCUCCCCUCGUUCCCGCACACACAAGCCCCUUGCCAGGUGUCCUAGCAGGAGGGCCCGAGCCCAGGCUGGUACUGGGCGAGCACUGGGACCACAGUAAUGCAGGUUCAUGAUAAGGAUGGUGAGUGCUGUUGAGAAUGUGACCAUGGUCAUAGUAGCCAUGUAGUACUUCCCUGUAAGAGAAAGAGCCAGUUGGGGCCCAAACGAACUUGGGGAUCAUGAGUUUCCCAGCGGCUUCCCCCCAAAUAGGAAGAAGCCCAGAGAAGGCUUUGAGGACUCUUCACGCCCAAUGGACAGAAGAAGGAAGGAGUUAAGAGUCCGUUCUCCUUAUUCCUCAUUCCUCCCAGUGGGCCCACGGAAGUUACCUGCUUUCUGCUUGUUUUCCACACUGCCGGAGGCUCAAAUAGUUAUGGGCAUAGAUUAUUCUGAGGCAACAUGCCAAUCCUAUCUAUACAAUUGGGAUAACAAGAGAACCUACCUCAUACAUCUGUGGUAAUGCUCACCUGAGUUAAUAAAUGACAAACAUAGAAGAGUGCUUGGCACACAAGGAGCACACAGUACAUUUUGCCUAUUAUUAUAUGAUCUUCCUUCAUCAAAGCCCUAAGAAAAGAUGGUCUCCUACCCGCUCCUAGUGGUGAGGGGUUUUCUACUUCUUUCUCCUUGACUUCAAAGUGAGGGCAUGCUCCAAGGACGCACUCUCUCCCACCUAAGCGGAGCCACUCUGCCACCUCAACCCCUGAACCCACUCCUGGCUAGGUGGGAGCUCAGUGCUCUCCUGCCAAACACGGGACUUCCACGCGCUUCAGCCUGGAAAGAAACAGGGUUUCCCAACGCCCUGGCCGGCUCACCGAUAAGCGGCACGCUCUCGGCGGGAGGCAUACUCUCGGCUAGGAGCAGCUGGAAGACGGUGAGCGCCAGCAGCACGGUGACCCCGAGCGACACCUUCUCGCCCGAAUCAGCGGGUAGGUGGAAGGCGAGAGGAGCAAGCAGGGAGAUGAGCACGCAGGGCAGCAGCAGGUUGCACACGUAGGCGGCUGCGCGGCGGCGCAGCAGCAGCGUGAAGGUUACGUCGGGGUAGGGCUCGGAGCAGCAGCCAUAGGUGAGCACACGCCGCCUAGCCGGCAUGCCCAGCACACGCCACUCCACGUUUUCCACGAAGUCGGCCAGGCUGGCGGCAGUGCCGCGAGGCCGCACAUCCAGCUGAUGC